Exophiala bonariae is the source of this 3075-nucleotide messenger RNA. RefSeq lists its product as uncharacterized. Lineage: Eukaryota; Fungi; Ascomycota; Eurotiomycetes; Chaetothyriales; Herpotrichiellaceae. The record is from RefSeq and is a predicted model, not a curated record. Gene Ontology annotation, biological process: negative regulation of transcription by RNA polymerase II; positive regulation of transcription by RNA polymerase II. Gene Ontology annotation, molecular function: flavin adenine dinucleotide binding; oxidoreductase activity; transcription factor binding. The coding region runs from base 1 to 3075 and encodes 1024 amino acids. The transcript is spliced from 2 exons.
AUGUCCGAUAUGGAAAUGGCCGAGUCAUCAUCUUCGGGUUUCGCAAGGCAAAACAUGUCCGACUUUUCUCAUCAUUCCAUUAUCAAAAUGGAAGACGACGACGAUGGUGAAUCAUCUCAGGGUCCCAGCUCCACUCUGAGACAUUUGCAACUCGAAAGUGAGAAUCGCGACUCACCCAAUAGCUCCAUCACUUCCAUGUCCGUGGCCUCGUCGGUUGCUGAUCAAAAGCCAAAAAUCACCUUGAAAUUCAACACCCAGCCUGAAUCUCCAUCCAUGGCUAAAACCUACAUGUUCCAACGAGCUCCAACAACUUGUCGACCAAAGUCUUCCAUUCCCCCAAGAUUGUCACCCUCCGAAUAUGCGAGCCAAUGUGUCUCGGCGGCAGAGAAUUCAAGACUCAACCCCUAUGCCUUGCAUGAAGAUGAACACAGGUUGCUACAAGAUCAUCUAUGCAUCUCCCAUGUCACUGUUUAUUUGAACAUUCGAAAUGGCAUACUCAGAUUAUGGACUCGAAAUCCCAGUGUAUCCGUCAACCUUGAAGAGGCCAUCGGAUGUGCAAGAGACGAAAGAUGGACCCGUCUCGCAUGUUUUGCAUAUGAAUGGCUGCUACGUCGAGGCUACAUUAACUUCGGUUGUGUCGCACCUCCUUUGACCACCAAAUCUGGUCGGGGCCGUAAGAAGGACCCUGCCCAAGAAACAAUCGUUGUCAUUGGAGGUGGUAUGGCUGGAUUAAGUACUGCCAGACAGCUCACUAAUUUGUUUCACCACUAUCCUGAUCGCACAGCUCCCAAGAUCAUCGUGUUGGAAGGUCGACAUCGAAUCGGUGGCCGCAUUUAUUCCCAUCCACUCAACAGCAUGCGUUCCACCAAACUCUCUCCAAAUCAAAGACCGACCGCCGAGAUGGGUGCCCACAUCAUUGUGGGAUUUGAACGCGGCAAUCCUCUCAAUGAGAUUGUACGUGGUCAAUUGGCCCUAGACUAUCACCUACUGCGAGACCUCUCUACUCUCUACGAUAUCGACGGCACCCCUGUCAACGGCGUUAAUGACGCCAUGGUCGAAAGACUGUACAAUGAUGUGCUUGACCGGACGGGUAAUUACCGUCUCAAGAAUACCGUGAAAAAGACUGCGGAGGGAGAUAAAGAUGUCAUGGAUAAUGGGCGUGAACCUGCGAUUGAGGACUCCAUCACAAUCAAACAAUUUGAAGAGGCAAAAGCCCUGGGUACCAUUGACCAACUGCUCCCCGCCAAGAAGUCAAGGCGAAGAGGGGCUGGUCAUCGAGCGGCCAAGUCUGAUCAACCUUCUGAAGAAAUGGAUGUGAGUACCGAAACCAAAAUACAAUUACCAGCGGCUCAAGCCGCCAAAGAGUUUGGCUUCCUUCUGAAAAAGACCACCGAAAUGCAUGAAACCUUGGAGUUGGAUGAUCUUGCUCGAGAACCCAACCAAUCACUCGGCACCCUGAUGAAUACUGGUAUUGACCAAUAUCAGAAAUUCCUCGAUCUGAAACCUUACGCUUUACGCCUCCUCAACUGGCACUUUGCAAAUCUCGAAUAUGCAAAUGCUGCCAAUGUUGACAAGUUGAGUUUACGAGGAUGGGAUCAAGAUAUCGGCAACGAGUUUGAGGGAGAACACGCGCAAGUGGUUGGUGGUUACCAGCAGGUUCCCCGGGCGUUAUGGCGAUACCCUGAUCCGUUGGAUGUGCGCACCAACAAACCUGUCAAGAGCAUCAAGUACAGUGCAGCUGGCUCUCAAGGCAAAGCAACAGUCACUUGUGAAGAUGGUCAAUCCAUCGAAGCAGACAAAGUCGUCUUCAGUGCCCCUCUGGGAGUCCUGAAAGACCAAUCAAUUCAAUUCGAUCCUCCUUUGCCACAAUGGAAGCGUGAUGCCAUUCGCCGAAUGGGAUUUGGGUUACUCAAUAAAGUCGUUCUUGUUUUCGAGAGACCCUUCUGGGACAUCGAGAGAGAUAUGUUUGGAUUACUACGAGCCCCUCGACGGGACAAUGCUUUCAGUCUCAACCACAGCGAUUAUAAGGAGACUCGUGGCCAAUUCUACCUCUUCUGGAAUUGUAUUGAUACCACCGGUCUGCCUGUUCUGAUUGCGUUGAUGGCAGGUGAAGCUGCUCAUGAAGCUGAAUUGGUCAGCGAUGAGAUCCUCGUCAACGAUUGUGUCCACCUCCUGCGGAAUGUGUUUGGCCCUCAGAAUGUACCUCCGCCCGUCGAGUCCAUUGUCACGCGAUGGGGAUCGGACCGUUUCGCUCGAGGGACCUACUCAUUUGUCGCCGCCGAAGCGCGUCCCGGGGAUUACGAUCUGAUCGCCGCCCCAAUAUCAAACUUAUUCUUUGCAGGUGAAGCAACUAUCGCCUCACAUCCCGCAACCGUGCACGGAGCCUACCUUUCCGGCCUUCGCGCCGCACAUGAAGUGUUCCAAUCCAUGGUCGGCGAAAUCCCGAUUCCCCCAACCCUAGUCCCUGCCUCAACCGGGAGCAAGAAAGGCUCCAGUACAACAAUCGACCUGACAAAUAUGGAAACCCACCUCGCGCAAGGCGGUAAGCGGAAAGGCGACGAACUCGUCCCCGCUGGCACAUUCACGCGGCCUGUGAAAGAAAAAGACACAACUCUGAAAGAGGCUUGGGAUGCAGCGAUGUGGGUGCGAAUCUACGACGACCUCGGCCCACCACCGGUGAAGCCACCCAAAGCCAACAUCAAUUCCUUCCUCCUCUUCUCCGGUGAACACUGGGAUGAAGUCAAGACACGACUUCUGGACGAGCGCGCCAAAGCUGGCAAGAAAGCACGCCAGUCAGAGCGCGACCAGGUGCGCGUCGAAUUGGGCAAGAUGUGGUCCGGUCUCACCGACGAGGAGAAGAAACCCUACGUUGACAGGACUAACAAGAAUCGUGAGGAUAACGAGGCCGCCAUGCGCGAGUGGUCUGUCAAGGCUGCGGCAUGGGAUAAGCGGACGUGGGAGGUCAAGGAUGUUUGGAUCAAGGAAGGCAAUAGUUUCGAGGAGUUUUGUAAGCGGAAGGCGGAUGAUGAGGCCCUGAUGGAUGCGGCCGAGAUGGCCAAGCGUGUUAAGGUUUAG